Aspergillus calidoustus is the source of this 933-nucleotide messenger RNA. Lineage: Eukaryota; Fungi; Ascomycota; Eurotiomycetes; Eurotiales; Aspergillaceae. The record is from the annotation of a GenBank genome assembly.
AUGACCACAUUCAAGCUCAACACCGGCGCCUCCAUCCCCGCCGUCGGCUUCGGCACCUGGCAGGACGUCGGCUCGCAGGAAAAGGCCGUUGCAGAGGCGCUCAAGGCUGGAUACAGACAUAUCGACACUGCACGAAUCUACGGCACCGAACAAGCCGUCGGCAAUGCCAUCAGGAAGAGCGGCAUCCCCCGUGAAGAGAUCUUCCUCACGACGAAGCUGUGGAACAACAAGCACCACCCGGACGAUGUUGAGCAGGCGCUCAAGGAUUCGCUGAAUGAUCUCGGUCUCGACUAUGUGGAUCUCUACUUGAUACACUGGCCUGUUGCGUUUAAGCGCGGCGAAGAGAAGUUCCCCAAGGGUCCGGAUGGGAAGCCUGCGACCGAGGAUAUUGAUUAUGUGGAUACAUACAAAGCCCUCGAAAAACUCGUCAGCACCGGAAAAGUAAAAGCCAUCGGCGUCUCAAACUUCUCCAAAGAAGAGAUCCAGCGCGUCGUCGACAACGCCACGAUCCCGCCCGCUGUCCACCAGCUCGAGGGCCACCCGUGGCUGCAGCAGCGCGCGUUCGCGGACUGGCACAAGAAGAACGGUAUCCACGUUACGCACUAUUCGCCGUUUGGCAACCAGAACGAGCUGUAUUCGCGCGAGGGCAAGAUUGGACGGCUCAUUGAGGAUCCGGUGCUCGUGGAGAUUGGGAAGAAGUAUAACAAGUCGGGCGCGCAGGUUGCGCUUGCAUGGGCAAUAAACGAAGGCCACUCGGUCCUCCCCAAGUCCAAGACGCCCGAGCGCAUCAGGCAGAACAUCGAGGGCGACUUUAAGCUCGAUGAGGAGGAUCUGAAGAAGAUCCGCGGGAUCGACCGCAAGCUGCGGUUCAACGAUAGCAGUGAGGACUUUGGGUACCAGUUCUUCAAGGGGUUGGAUGGGGCGUCGGCUUAG